Messenger RNA from Corticium candelabrum, 639 nucleotides. RefSeq lists its product as uncharacterized. The record is from RefSeq and is a predicted model, not a curated record. Gene Ontology annotation, molecular function: nucleic acid binding. Gene Ontology annotation, biological process: DNA integration. Bases 1 to 639 code for a protein of 212 amino acids. The transcript is spliced from 2 exons. NCBI's taxonomy places the organism in Eukaryota, Metazoa, Porifera, Homoscleromorpha, Homosclerophorida, Plakinidae.
AUGGGCUCUUACUCGAGCGAUCUAAGUGCUUACCAUUACGAUAUACAAUUCAACCCCACAGCUCAACAUGGCAACGUUGAUGGACUGUCACGCUUCCCUCUUCCUAGUGUAAGCGGGGAAGAGGAAAUGCAUGAAGCUGCUGUAACCCAUAUCAUCAACCUCAAACAGAUCAGCAAGUUACCUAUUACAGCAGCAAGGCGGAAGGAAUUUACUACAAGUGAUUCUGUUUUGAGCAAGAUGAAUGAUGGAGUAAAACAGAUCACCAUUGCUCCACAUCACCCAUCUACUAAUGCCGAGGCCGAACGGUUUGUUCAAAGGCUAAAAAAUGCCUCGAAAGCUCACCAACGUGAUGAGAAAACUCUGUACCAAAAGUUGUCUCGGUUUCUGUUGAACUAUCGCAUCAUCAUUCAUUCCACUAUUGGUAUAUCAUCAUCAGAGCUGUUCUUGUCAAGACUUCUUCGGACACGACUAGACUUCCUUCAUUCUAGCAUCAAGAAGACGGUCCAUGAGAAGCAAGCACAACAACAAAAGUACCAUGAUGCUCAUUGUAAGGCUAGAGUUUUUGAAGUGGGACAGUCUGUAUUAAAUUGGCAAGGAACUACUAUGGUAGUGAAAAGUGGUGCUACGGAAGAGUCUUAG